This is a messenger RNA of Erigeron canadensis, 2109 nucleotides long. RefSeq names its product transcription initiation factor TFIID subunit 12b. Gene Ontology annotation, molecular function: protein heterodimerization activity; DNA binding; TBP-class protein binding. Gene Ontology annotation, cellular component: transcription factor TFIID complex; SLIK (SAGA-like) complex; SAGA complex. The record is from RefSeq and is a predicted model, not a curated record. Gene Ontology annotation, biological process: RNA polymerase II preinitiation complex assembly; DNA-templated transcription initiation. Lineage: Eukaryota; Viridiplantae; Streptophyta; Magnoliopsida; Asterales; Asteraceae. The coding region runs from base 73 to 1845 and encodes 590 amino acids. The transcript has 9 exons.
ACACACAACAAACAGACACACUUAUGUUUCUUACUUACAUAAAAACAUAAUAAAAAUACAAUCUUUGUUAAAAUGAUGACUGAUAAUCCUUCUUCUUCAUCACCAAUUCAAUCUGUCAACAACAACAACACUUCAAUUGAUCAAACCCUAAUUACAAAUCCCUCUUCUUCAAUUGACCCUCAAAUCAUCACAUCUAAUAAUCCAUCAAAUGUUUUGUCCCCACAACAACAACAAUUACUUCAACAACAAAAUAUUCAUAUUAAUAAUACUAAUAAUAAUUUAAUUUCAUCACAGCCCAAUUUCCAAAUUCACCAACAACAAAAUACUAAUAGUAAUAAUAACUUGCAAAGAACCCCAUCAGUAUCUCGAUUAACUCAAAUACAACAAUUUAAUAAUACUAAUACUAAUACUAAUACUAAUAAUAAUAUUAUUAAUAAUAGUAUUAUUAAUAAUAAUAAUAAUGCUGCAAGACUUUAUGGGCAGAUGAAUUUUGGUAAUGGGCAACAACAACAGCAGACUCAACAGCAAAUUGGGCAGAUGGGUAAUGCUGCCGGGUUGACUCGGUCUAAUUUGAUGGGUCAAACGGGUCAUCUUACUAUGUUGCCGGGUCAAGCUGCAGCUGCUGCUCAGCUUAAUAUAUUAGCUUCGCCGAGGCAGAAAGCCGGGUUAGUACAAGGGUCACAAUUUCAUCCUGGAAACACACCUGGUCAAUCACUGCAAGGAAUGCAAAUGGGGAUGAACAUGAUGGGUAAUGCUUACAAUAUGAAUUCUCAGAUUAGGCCAAAUGGGUCGCUUGCUUUCAAUCAACAAAGGAUGAAUCAGGGCCAGAUGAGACCACAAUUGGCGCAACAAUUGUCUCAACAAAAUGCAUUGGCAUCUGGUCAGAAAAUGCAGGCACAGGGCAUAGCUCGGUCGUCAUUCAUGAACUCUCAAAUGUCAGCGUUAAGUCAAAAUUCUCACUUAACUAUGAUGCAGAACAGUAUAACACAACAACAAUGGCCAAAGCAAAUGCCAGCCAUGUCAUCACCUAAUUCGCCCUCAUUUCGGAUUCAGCAACAGAGGCAACAGGCACUUAUGGGUCAGCAACUUUCAUCCUCUCAAUUGCAGAAUUCGAUGUCGUUGAACCAACAGCAAUUAUCACAAAUGGCCCAGCAACAACACCAGCAGCAACAAAAUCAGCAACAGCAGAUUGGGCAUCAGCAGCAACAAUUGCCAACUCAGCAACAACUUUUGCAGCAGCAGUCACCAAGAAUAGGAGGAUCUGCGGGUCAAAAAUCCGUUAGUUUGACCGGUUCUCAACCUGAUGCAACUGCAUCGGGGGCUACCACACCUGGUGGAAGUUCAAGCCAAGGGACGGAAGCCAGCAAUCAUCUGCUUGGUAAAAGGAAAAUUCAAGAUUUGGUUGCGCAGGUCGAUCUGAAUGCAACCCUUGAUCCCGAAGUUGAGGAAGUUCUUUUGAUGCUUGCUGAUGAAUUUAUUGAUUCGGUUACUUCAUUUGGAGCGACAUUGGCCAAGCAUCGCAAAUCUUCUGUUGUAGAGUCGAAAGAUGUGUUGCUGCACCUAGAAAAGAACUACAAAUUGACAAUUCCUGGAUUCUCAAGUGAAGAGAGGAAACAGGAACAAAACAAUCCAGCAAGUGAUAUUCACAAGAAGCGUCUUGAUAUGAUACAAGGGCUGAUGGAGAAUUCAUACUCUGAAACAAAUAUGAGUAACUCUAAACAGGACCCUCGACACCAGUUUGGAGCAAAUAACUUGAUUAGGCCUUCCCCAAGUGCGGACCAGUUGAACUUACUUUCAAACCCUUCUCAAAAUCAGCCACAUAAACAAGGGUUCGACGGUUACUAGUUCAGUCUUUAAGUCCAACCAAAACUGUUCAAAUAUCUGCUUGGAAGGUGUGAAGCACGUGAACUGUAUAAUAUAGUAAAAGAUAGGGGGAGAGUUUCAGUUAACAGAAUAGAGCUAUGCAGCUUAGUUGAUGGUAAAAUUAAUUAACAGGUUUCAAGUUUCAUUUUUUUUAUUUUGAUUUACAAAUUGUGGUUAUAGGUCUUGUUUUGUUUGCAACUGUUUGCAGUAUGUUAAGUUAAUUGGUUUUAGAUUAUUUUGUUCUCA